AUGCCGGUGACCGAGCACAUCAGCGUGCACGUCCGCGUGCGCCCUCUGAGCGAUGCCGAGGUCGAGCGAGGCGGGGGGGCAUGGCGGGAGGUGGGGAACACCCUCUACCAGGUGGACCCCGCCACAGACAUCCGGGUCUCCGACUCGCCCUACACCCUGGACACCGUUUUCGACGGCCGGACCACCACCCGGGAGGUGUACCUGGCCACCACCCAGGCCAUCAUCCACCAGGUGGUCCAGGGCUUCAACGGCACCGUCUUUGCCUACGGCCAGACCAGCUCUGGCAAGACGCACACGAUGCGGGGGGGCGGGGAGCACCCCGGCAUCGUCCCGCUGGCAGUGCAGGAGGUGUUCGACCUGAUCGCCGCCACUCAGGACCGCGAGUUUCUCCUCCGCGUCUCCUACAUGGAGAUCUACAACGAGGACAUCAAUGACCUGCUGGCACCGGAGAACCAGCGCCUGCACGUGCACGAGAGCAAAGAAGCCGGCGUGCACGUGGCCGGCCUGCGCGAGGACAUCGUGUCCUCCCCGGAGCAGGCGAGCUGGGUGGUGUUGGCACUGCUGGAGGAGGGGGAGCGCCACCGGCACGUGGGCGAGACCAAGAUGAACAAGACCUCCUCCCGCUCCCACACCAUCUUCCGCAUGGUGGUGGAGUCGCGAUCCUUUGCCGACGCGGCCGGCGGCCCCUCCCCCGACCCCGACGACUUUGGCGCCAUCCGCGUCUCCUCCCUCACCCUGGUGGACCUGGCGGGGUCGGAGCGCAUGGCCAAGACGGGCGCGGAGGGGCAGCGCGCGCGUGAGGGCGCGGCCAUCAACAAGUCCCUGCUCACCCUGGGCACGGUGAUCAACAAGCUGAGCGAGGGCGGGGGCGCGGGGUCGCACAUCCCCUACCGCGACUCCAAGCUCACCCGCAUCCUGCAGCCCGCGCUGGGGGGCAACGCGCGCACCGCCAUAAUCUGCGCCGUCACGCCCGCCGCGCUGCACGUGGAGGAGAGCCACAGCACGCUGCGCUUCGCCUGCCGCGCCAAGCGCGUGGUCAACAACGCCACCGUGAACGAGGUGCUCAGCGACGCGGCGGUGCUGAAGCGCCAGGCGCGCGAGAUCGAGGAGCUGCGCACCAUCCUGGAGGGGUCGGGGUCGGCGCGCGAGGUGGAGACCCAGAUCCACAGCCUGCGCGCCGAGCUCCUGCGCAAGGAGCAGGACAACGAGCGCAUGCAGCUGGACCUGGCGCUGGAGAAGGAGGAGAGGGAGCGCGCGCAGCGCAAGAUCGACAGCAUGACGCGCAUGAUGCUGGACGGCGCGCGCGGCGGCGACGCGGAGAAGCCCAAGUCGAAGCGCGAGAACCGGCGGGAGACGUGGUGCCCGGGGGCCGGUCAGCGCAAGCGGCCCCUCCUCCCCGCCCUGGCCGGGGCGGUGGAGGAGGGCGAGGAGGAGGGUGGGGUGGAGGAGGAGCUGGGCGAGGCAGGGGCGGAGCGCCCCGCGCUCCCGCCCUCCAGGAGGUCCGAGGGCGCCGCCCUGCUCCUGCCGGGCCAGGCGUCGCCGCCGCACAAGCUCAGCCGCGGCAGCGGUGGGUCCUCUGGUGUAGAGCGCAUGGAAACCGGCGAGCAGCAGGCGGCCGACUGCCCCAGCGAGGAGGUCAGGCUGCUGCGCGAGCAGGUGGCGGAGCUGACCACCGCGCAGGGGUUCAUGCAGCGUGAGCUGGACCGCAUGGUCGAGCUGGCCGGCGAGCAGGCAGAGGCCCUGAGGCCAUCCAUCAGCCGCGGAAAGGGUCGCGCAUCCCUGCUGCAGAUGAAGGAGAUGGAGUGGCGCAUCCGGCAGCUGGUGGGGCAGCUGGAGGAGGCCCAGGCCCGGCUCCAGGAGACGGAACAGGUCUGGUUGGAGGCUGCUGCACUGGAGGCGAAUGCCCGGGAGGAGAGCCAGCAGGCUUGGCGUGCACAACAGGAGGCCCUGGAAGCCAGGUGCACCGACCUGGAUGCCAGCGCCCAGACCCUGAAGCAGGAGGUGAGCAUGGAGGCACUGCAACUGAAGGCUGAGCUCCAGGCUGCAACUGACAGGCUGGAGGAGGUGGGGCGAGAGCGCGCGAUCUCUGAUGCCAAGAGCGCGCGUCAGAAGCAGGAGCUUGACGAGCUGGCAGCCACAGUUGCUGCGCACACAGAAGAGAAGGCGGCUGUCAAAGCUGCAGCUGACACGGCCAAAGAGAAGCUGGCGGAAGCCGAGUCCCGCGUGCGCAACCUGUAUGAGGAGAACACCCGUCUCACCGCGCAUAUCUCGGACCUGGAGUCUCGGAAGCGCGCCCCGCUCUACCAGAAGAAGCAGGAGGAGGAGCUGCGUGCAGCCCUGGAGGGUGCCAAGGAGGCCGAGAUCCGGGCUGUCGCAGCAGAGCUGGCAGCCAAGGAGGCCAGGGUCAACGAGGAAAGCGCAACCAGCACUGUGUCAGAGCUACGCCAGACCAUCACUCGCCUGGAGGGGGCGGCACAGGAGGCGGCGCUGGAGGCCAGCGCCAGGCUUGAGGCCGCCCAUGCAAAGGCAGCCACCGAGACUACCCGCCUUGAGGCCGCGCUUGAGCUGAUGCGCAGCGAGCUUACCGCCCAGCUGGAAACUGCGACAGCAGCCGCGGCUGUGGCCGAGGUGAAUUUCGAGCAACAAGGUGCUGAGCUGGAGGAUGCCCGCGCCGAGAUGUGCAGGCUGGAGGAGGAGAUCGUGGGUCUGAAGGCCUCUCUUGAGGAGGUCCAGGCCUGUGCGGACACGGCCACCGUGCACAUUCACUUCCUAGAGGAGAAGGGGGAGGCCGACGCGGCUGCAGCUGCAGAAGCGGCGGAGGCAGCCUCACGCCAACUUCUCGAGACCAGGCGUGUUUCGGAUGCCCUGGCUGCUGCCGAGGCUGCCACCCAGCAGGCCCUCAUGCAGGCUGCAGAAGAGGCAGCACGUCUGGCUCAGGAGCACGAGGCGGCGGUCUCAGCUGCCCUGGCGGCGCAUGAGGAGGAGUUGGGAGCGGCGCUGGUGGAGAGGCAGGAGCUGGUGGCCAAGCGGCGGGAGCUGCAGGACACCCUCAAGGACCUGCGCCGGCGACAUAAGGAGGACGUGGCGAGGCUGAGCCUGGCCCUGAAGACCGCGACGCAGGGGUCCAAGGGCACGGAGAAGGCCAGCGAUCGCGCCCAGAAGGAGGCCGAGAAGCUGAGGUCAAAGGUGACCGAGCUGGAGGCCAAACUGCGGGCCGCCGUCCAGGACAAGAACUCUGCGCAGAACGAGAAGGCUGCGGCGGAGAGGGAGCUCAAGGCGAUGCGCUCCCAGGCCGAGCGCCUGACCAAGAACAUGGACAAGAUCACUGGCGUGGAGGAGAAGAAGCGCGAGUCCAUCAUGGUGGGAUUCAAUCAGACAAAGAGCCGGCUGCAGAUUGCUGAGGAGGGCCUCCACCGCGCCUCAGUGGAGGUCGAGAAGCUGCAGUUCGAGCUGUCCAUCAAAGCAGGGGAAGCACGCGCCCUUGAUGAAGAACUGCAGGAGAGCAAGGGCGAGGUGGCUCGUCUGACAGAUGAGCGAGACGGCCUCACCGACCAGCUGGCGGCGGCGAGCGAGGAUGCCGAGGGCCUGAGGAAUAGCCUGGCGGCCUCUGCCGCGUCGACACAGGCCCUCUCCGAGGAGAAGGACGCCCUCGCGACUUUACUCGCCCAAGGGGAAGACAGGCUGGCCGACAUGGAGGCCGCCCUGGCGCAGGGGCGUGCGGAGGCGGCUUCCCGAGAGGAAAAUAUUGCGUCGUUGGCCGCGCGCAUCGAGGAGGGGCAGAGGGAGCUGGAGGCCGAAAGUGCAAAGGUGGGGGACCUCAAGAAAGAGCUGGAGUCGGUGCGGGUCAGGCUGACCGAGCAGGAGGCUGCGCACGCGCAGGCCGCGGAGGCGGCCGCGGAGCGUGAGGCAGUGGCGCGCUCCACCGUCGAGUGCCUGGAGACCGAGGCCCGGGAGCUGGCGGACCGGCUGCGCGGCGCGGAGGCCGAGCUUGCGGAGCGCUCUGAGGCCGCCCGGAGCCUGAAGGCUGAGCUUGACCUGGCGACGCAGGAGCUGACCCGCCUCCAGGGCGCGCUGGCGGCGGCAAAGACUGCAAACUCGGAGCUGGAGGGCAGCCUGGGGACGGCUCGGGCGGAGCUCGCCGAGCUGGGGGCCGCACACGUCGGGCUAGAGCGUGCCAAGGCCGAGCUCGAGGCAGCCCUGGCCGCCGAGAGGGAGGCGGGCGUCGCGGCAGAGGCCAGGAUUGCGCAGGCCCACGAGGAGACUGCAGAGUGCCAGGCGACGCUCCUGGCCGCCCAAGAAAACCUGGCGCAGGCAGGAGCAGAGGCCGAGGCCCGCCAGCGACAUCUGACUGCGGAGGUGGAAGAUGCCAAGGCCGUGGCGGAGGCGGCGCGGGCGAGCUGGGGCGAGGAGACGGCAGCGCUGUCGGCCCGGAUCGAUGAGCUCGAGCUUCAGCUGACCGGCGCAGCUGAGGCGCUCGCGGCGUCGCGGGCAGCCCAGGAGGCUGACGAGGCGCAGGCCAGCCAGGUGCAGGAGGUGCUGCGUGCCGAGAGCGAUGCGCUGCGGCAGACCCUGGCUGCAGCGCAGGCCGACCUCCAGGCCGCCCAUGCGGCUCACGAGAGCGAGCUGGCCCAGCUGCAGUGCACGCUGGACCAGGCACAGGAGGCACAGCAGACCGCGCUGAGGGACCUCCAGGCUUGUCGGGCAGACCUGGAGAAGUCGCAGGAGGAGUGCACGGACCUGGACAUGCGGGCCAUGCAGGCCGAGGGCCAGUCCGCUGCGCUGAGGCAGGAGGUCGUCGGCCUGAAGGAGCAGGCCGAUGCCUGGAGGGAGGAGCGCAGCAUGCUCAGCACGCAGCUCGCUGAGCUGGAGGACGCACUGCGGGCAGCCCAGGAGGCUGCGAACAUGGCUCGCCAGCGCUUGGGAGCAGCUGAGACCCGGGCCGAGGCCGCGGAGGAGGAGCUGCGUGGAGCGGAGCUGAGGGUGGCGGCGGCGCGCCGCGAUGCGCAGGAGGCAGAGGUCCAGUGCCAGAGGCUGCGGGACGAGGUGGAUGCAGUGGAGGAGCAGCUCCUUGCCAGCGCCGACGACCUCCAGAAGCAGUCUGAGCAGGCCGCCGCUCAGCUCCAGGCCCUGCAGACCGAGCUCGCGGCAGCCCGCGCUGUGCAGCAGCGACAACAGGUCCCGCCCUCGCCGGACCCGGCGCUGGCGGAUCGCUGCGCCGCCCUGGAGGCGGAGCUGCGCAAGUCGAAGCGCAGGGAGGAGAAGCUGCAGGCGCUGCAGUACCGGCUGCGCGAGGACGUCAAGGCCUGCGGCGGCGACCUGGCGCGGCUGGAGGAUCUGAGGGAGCGGCGCAGCCUGGAGUACGAGCUGGACCGCACCCAGAACCGGGCCAGCAGGGAGAAGGCCGCGCUGCGGGACCAGCUGCGGGCGGCGCUGGCCAAGUGCGCGGCUCUGGAGGGGGGGGUGAAGGGGGGUGCGCCCCGCCCCGGCGUGCUGCAGGCCAGGGAGAAUGUGCGGCCCUGCUAA
This is a messenger RNA of Auxenochlorella protothecoides, 5523 nucleotides long. RefSeq names its product Centromere-associated protein E. Lineage: Eukaryota; Viridiplantae; Chlorophyta; Trebouxiophyceae; Chlorellales; Chlorellaceae. The coding region runs from base 1 to 5523 and encodes 1840 amino acids. Gene Ontology annotation, molecular function: ATP binding; microtubule motor activity; microtubule binding. Gene Ontology annotation, biological process: microtubule-based movement. The transcript is spliced from 31 exons. The record is from RefSeq and is a predicted model, not a curated record.